Molecule: messenger RNA, 597 nt
Organism: Rotaria socialis
Lineage: Eukaryota; Metazoa; Rotifera; Eurotatoria; Philodinida; Philodinidae
Source: the annotation of a GenBank genome assembly
AUGGAUGAUUUUAACAAUGACCGCCAAGUAGAUAUCAUCGGCGCCAAUACUGUCGCAAAAAAUGUUGCUGUACUUCUUGGACAUAAAGAUGGUUCGUUUACGAUUGAAGCAACGUAUCAAACUGGUCUUUCCGCAUACUAUGUUGCAAUGGGUGAUUUCAAUUGUGAUUCUCGACUUGAUAUUACUGUAGCUAAUGAAGACGACGGUAAUAUAGGCGCGAUAUUCGGAUAUGUUAAUUUUACUUUUCGAAAUCAUGCAACUCUCCUAACGGGCGACAGAUCUCGACCAUCGUCGUUCGCAAUAGCUGACUUGAAUCAUGACCAACAAAAGGAUAUCAUAGUAACUAACAGUGAAUCUAACAGCGUAGGCGUUUUUCUUGGCUUUGGUAAUGGUUCUUUUGCUUCUCGGGUGACAUACUCAACUGGAUCUUAUUCUUAUCCUAGACAUGUAGCGAUUUAUGAUUUCAACAACGACCUACUAUUAGAUAUUGCUGUUGCUAAUUACAGCAGAAAUAACAUAGGUAUACUUCGCGGACAGGGUAACGGGACAUUUUUAGAAACACCCCACCCAUUCAUCUUGUUCAUGAAAUUUUUGUGA